GUAGCAAGCAAGCAAGCAGACUCUCGGAACUUGGGAACUGUGGAACACGGUGUACAGUAAGUAAAAGAACGCCGCCAAGAACGAACGUAGGUCUGCUGAAGUCGUGUGGCAGCGCGUGUGUUACACUUUUCCCCAACAAGUUUUUUUGGUGUGAUACCCCCCAGUAGAGUUCAAUAGUGACUUCCCCUCGAAAAAACGGAACAGUGCGCUGUCUUCCGGAUUGAAAAAGCUUUGUGACCCAAAUAUCUUGGCUUGUUGCCCAGCAGGAGUGUGCUUCGUGUUGCGCAGUAGGAAAGCUAAGUUUGAUUAUACUGAGUGUGAAAUUGGUUACCGGAAAAAGAAAGGAUGUAAAGAGAGAACGCCCAUUCCGACUGAUUUUCGUUUUUGAAUUUGAAUGCUCCAUACAUACUACUCAAAGUGCAAUAUUUUCUAAGAUAUAGGAUUAAGCUAACAAGUUUGUAAGAAUAAGUAAGGAUUGUGUCCGCAGUUUGGAUCUGCUUGCUCUGUGUGAAAAAGGUGCACGUUAUACUCGGAGUUUAGUGUGAAGAUGGCCUGUUAAAGUACUAAGCACAGUGAACAGUGGAACCAAUUAUUUUUCCGAUCACGAAUGGAAUUGAAUAAUAAGUGUUAUGCCCAUUGUGAAAAAAGCGCUCUGACAGCAACUGAAAAGUGACAGCAUUUAGCACACACAGACGAACGUGUACGCAACGCCGCUCGUUCGCGAAAUUGGAUUACUUCUAUCGGCUGAUCCCGAACAUCAUCAACUACCACAAUGCCGAAGCCAAAACGAUUGAUCAAGGACUGGAUUCAUCUCGAGCGGCUGCUCGAGCCUAUGCCACUGAAGGAACGCUGGCUGUGGCUGCUCGAGUCCCAGGAACACGGUGCCGGCACCGAUGGCAGCGGCACGGGGGCCGGUUCCGGCAGUGAACCGCUGUCGCUUGUAGCGCGCGACAAGGAACCGAAGGAAGCGACAGUGCGCGACAUCUUCGGCGAAGAGAAUCGCCUCAGCCCGCCCUGCCGAGAGAGUUCAUCCUCACCAUCGUCAUCGUCAUCCACAAAUCUCGCGGCCACCGCCGCCAAAAUAGCAGCCGCCCACAGCAGCGGCAGCAGCAGCAUCAUCAGAAGUCCAACUCCGACGGCACCAAGUUCACCGCAAUCCGUUCCGCUCUGUCUCCAGCGGACCAUCGCCAAAGAACACCAACAGCAGCAGCAGCAGCAGCAUGAGCGGGAAACUGCUUCCAGUACGACCAGCAUCAGCAUCCCAGCCGGGCGUCGCUUUUUUCCCGGUCGAGACUCAGCACCGUACCCUGGUGGUAAUCGGGGACACGUGCUGACGCUAGCGGAGCGUAAAGAUUACCCGCCGAGCAGCAGCAGCCGACCCGUCACUCCACAUCACAAGCCGCCGCUGCUGGAAAAGAAAGCGCCUCCCCACAGUAACAAUGGUCCACCCAUUCGAAACGAUCGAAAUGUGCUAACCGAGGAGAGACCGCUGCUGUCGAUCAAGCCACGGUCUCCUCCACCAAAAGAUCGCGUACCAACUCCUCCACCGGCACCGAACGCAGCGGUGCGAUGCUCCGUCAUUCAGCGGGCUCCAACGGCGGCCGUUUCGCCACGACGACCGAGCCCCGAAAGUAGCCCCAGGGCUGUCGAUUUGAAGGUACGCGCCCCUGAGGUGGAACCGAUGCAGGAACAGCCGAUAGAUUAUCACAUACCAAAACGAAGCGGCGAGGGAGCGAAAGAAGACGAGGAGAAAGAAAAACGCAUGCAAAGGGCCAAACAGGCGGCUAUCCUGCGAAAGCAUUUCUGGAUUCGCGCUCAUCGGUUUGGCAACUUGAAUGGGAUUAUGCAAGCGGCUGCUGGGCAUGGCCGGUCAUCCAGCGGAGGAGGACAAGCUGGUGGUGGCCACAGUGGACACAGCGGCGGUGGAAGCAUCAACUUUUCAUCCGGAUCAGGAAGCCUAGGAGGAGCUAGCGGUGGUGGUGGCGGUGCUGUAGGAGGUGGUGGUGGUUCGAGUGGUGGCAUGGGAGGACGUGAUGGACGGUCCAACUACGGUCCGAACAGUCCUCCAACUGGAUCUCUACCGCCGUUCUACGAAAGUCUGAAGGGUGGCAACGCUGGCCUCAACGGGUACAAUGCGAACGGAGGAUUCCUAAACAGUAACUGGAAUAACAUGGAUUGCGAUACAACGCAGGAUCUCACUAACAUUGGAGCCUACACGGACGCUAACGGGAACAGUAGUAAUCCCUCCAAACAAUACUCGAUGUUGCAAAAUGCCUACGGAAUCGCACUCAAAGACGAGGCUGAUCUGGAUUACGAUUCGAAAAUCGAUUCACUCUCGAAUCUGUACGGAAGCUACGACGUUAACGAUUCCAUGAUGGUUGACAUGAACGGAGUCGGAGUAGAUCCGCUUCAGUUCACUGCAACACUUACCUUCUCCUCACCCGGUGACAACGCUCUGCUCGAUAGCCUCACGGAUGCGGUCGACCUGAGUCACUUCCUCAAUCGGCUACCUUCGGACGAACAUUCCAGCAAUUGUAACGAUCUAGAGCUUACCUCCACACCGUCGCUCACGCCAGACUCCGUUUCGACCUCUCUGCAACAAGUGGAUGGCCACGACGGUUUGGACCAGUAUCCCGAACAUUUACUCCUCUCCCGCAGUUACAACACAAAUUUCAACAACAAUAACACGCACAAAUAUAUGCAACCGCACCAGCAUCAGGAGAACCCGCCUAGCUACCAAUCCGCUCAUCAGUUCCAGGCCCUCAGCAGCUUCGAUCUGGACUCGCACAGUAAUCUCAGCCUUCCAUCUCCCAACAGUAACUCCCUCCAGUCACCAUCCUCUUCGUCCUCGCCACCGUCAUCAUCGUCCUCAUCAGCAGCUGCCGCCGCGGCCGCUGCUGCUGCUGCCGCACUAGCCGCUGGUCUUCCGGCUCACGGUCACCAUUCGGUUGGUGCCCUUGGGGGAGCAGCCGCUGUCGUCGCAGCACCACCGCCAGCCGUCGUCGCCUCCACCAUCCAAAAUGUAAGUCGAUCUUCUUCCACAUCUUCCUCCUCGGCCAGUAGCCGAGUGGCUGGCCGACAAUCGUCGUCGUUUUAUCACGCCAUUUCCUCCUCGCUAACGUCACCGACACCGACGGGCCGGCUCUCGUCCUCAUCGUCGUCAUCGGCAUCCGCACCGACUUCACCGGGCUCUGCAAGUACCCUGUCCUCACUUCCUCUGUCCCCGAUAGUGGCCGAUGUGAAAUUAAAUGUUUUACAGCAAAGGCUCGGUCUCCCGGCGGAAGUCCAGCUUGAGUUCGUCAACGGAGGCCACGGCAUCAAGAACCCGCUGGCCGUCGAGAAUGUACCUGGGCGGUUGCGCGACGAGGACAAACACCACACCAAACUGUUGCAGCAGCAGACCGAGGUCGUCAAGCUGGACGAACCGGGCGAGUGCAGUGGCGGCGGCGGACAGAACCAGAAGUUUUGCUGUCGCAUCUGCCAGAAGACGUUCACCCUGCAGCGGUUGCUGAAUCGGCACAUGAAGUGUCACUCCGAUGUCAAGCGCUACCUGUGUACGUUCUGUGGCAAGGGAUUCAACGACACGUUCGAUCUGAAGCGGCACACCCGGACGCAUACCGGCGUCCGGCCGUACAAGUGCAAUCUCUGCGAGAAGUCGUUCACGCAGCGCUGCUCGCUGGAGUCGCACUGUCUGAAGGUGCACGGAGUGCAGCACCAGUACGCCUACAAGGAACGGCGCACGAAGAUGUACGUGUGCGAGGAGUGUGGCCACACCACCAACGAACCGGAAGUGCAUUACCUCCAUCUGAAGGAUAAGCAUCCGUAUUCGCCGGCGCUGCUCAAAUUCUACGACAAGCGCCACUUCAAGUUUACCAAUUCGCAGUUCGCGAAUAAUCUGCUCGGUUCGUUCCCGAUGCCGGUGCAGAACUGAACAAACAACAGCAGGAGGUGUGUGUGUGAACGCGCGAGAGAGAACAAAAAGACGGUCACUUCCGAGGUGUAGGGGUGAGGUGAGUGAUGACGACGAUCAUGGAAGGAAGGGAAGCCAGUACGCGAUUCCUGUCCUCUGCCGCUAUUUUGAAGAUUAGUAUUAAGAGAAAAAGCGUUUUGAGGAGUUUUAGUUGUUAGGAUUGAACCGUUAGUAGCAGACGAUCGACCGCCGAGCAGGAGGAAGAGGCGAACAGUAGAAGAAACGCAUAAAAAAAGAUAACACUAACAAUUAUUUAUUUGCUGCAAUAUUAUUUUAUAUUAUUACUAAUCGCUUAGCAGGUAAGAUUAGCGAGCAAAGGCAGAAGAGUAUAGAUUAAUCUGAACGUAGGACCAAGAGAGACUGCGGAGGCAAAUCGCGUAUUUUAGGCUGGCAGGAGCAAAUAUCAGUUAUUAGCGGAAACAGUUAAGGCUUUUUAGAGUAGUUUGUUUUAGGAUUUUUUUUUGUUUAUUUUUUCGACCGAAGAAAAAUACGCCCAGCAGAGGAGCGUAUCACUGAAAGAUAACCACGAAAAGAGAAGAAACGUCAGCCUUCAGAAAGAGAGAAAAAAAGGAUUAAAAAACACGUGUGAUGCCGGCCGGAUCUGCAUCGCCGAUUUUGUGUGCUGCGUUGAUCUGCUUCUUUUCGACGACGAACGAAUUCAGAUUUACUUUUAUUGCUAUUUCAAGGGAAAACAUUCUUGAAAUAUGCGCAUGAUUUUAUAGCUUCGAAAAAAAAAAUGUUUCAUUGGUUUGAACGAAGAUUUCUGGAAUAAAAACAAUUUGUUUAACUUUUAAGAUCGUAAUUUUUAAAUUUUUUUUUCAAUCCAAACAAAAAACUGGUAACAAACUGGCGAAAAAGUAUCACGAAGCAGACACGCAUAAUAAUGCACCUUAAAACAGCAUUAUUAAUUUAAAAAAGCACCACAAACUAUGAAAAAAAAAACACAAAACAAAAGUCUGAGUAGAGGUUAACAAACACACAUACAUAAUAAACAAAGAGUAAAUCGAACAAAAAACGACUCGACGGGUGUUUUUGGAACACCGCUUUUUACGUCCUUUUGAGUCACAGAAAAAGUGCAACCUUUCUGGGUUUGCAUAUGCAUUUGCAAAAAUAAUUAACUGCUGCUCCAACCCAAGUUAGCAGAAAACAAAGAAAAAAAAAACAGGAGAGGGACGUGCAAGCAAUUUGUUUUGAUUGAUUGUAUUGGAAAUCAUCAUUUUGCUGCGUUCCUCUUCGGGGUCGGGAAAGCGCUCUGGCCGGGGGUAAAGCGAAAUAAGGAGCAGAACGGAACGGCAUUUGAGGAUAAGCAAGGGAUGACCAAUUUACUCACAGCAAUCAGCAACAUACAAACAAACAAAACACACACACUCAUAAUCGCAAAACAAAUCAAAGUAUAUCGGGGUUUUUUGUGCAAUCACUAUUUUCGGUGUCGGAAUAAUUAGCCUUAGAGUAGUCGAGCGGUAGGAAGAAGAAGAAGCAGCAGCCUAGGGAAUUGAACUGCGCGCGCAGAGAUGAAAAGAAUGAUCUUGAAUAGUUAGAGAAACGGCAGAACAAUAAUCGUAAACGCUAUCAACCCACACACAAUAAUUGCUUUUCGUUAGAAUUUAGUGAGUGAUUCGAAAUAGAUUAAACAACAAAAAAAAAACAGACUAAAGUCAGGUGUCCAAAAACAGGCGCCACAAGAAAAAGAAGAGCAAUAGAAUCAAAAAUUUGCUAGCGGAAAAAAGGAAAAAAAUGAAACCAUCUGUGUUGUAGUGCACAGCCUACUACAAACCGCUGCUAUUAUAUGGUUAUUUUUACACACAACAGACACACACACUUAACUGUAAGGCGUAAACAAUAUGAGUACCUUUUUAUCUAGUUCGUAAGAUGAUUGUUUUUUGCUAAAUUAUGCAUUCCUUUCCGUGCAUUCCUGCGGUGUGCCAAAAAGAUGGCACUCUGUCGCUAAUGCCUCAGUCCAGAUAAAGCAACAAACAAACCGAUGUGUAUUCCCAAUUGUAAAAUAAUCUUGUCCUUCCUCCAGCUAUCUAUCUUCGGCUUAGCAUAAAUCUUUAGACUUUAAAUCCCCCCACAGUCUGUUUUUUCUCCAUCUCUUAAUACUAGAAAUUCCUGUGUAGACGUAAAUUUUAGUAAUUUAAGCAUUUGUUGAUUUGAUUUCCAUUUUCGAACAAAUAUGAAAAACUAGUUAAAUGUUUUCCCUUUCCUAUCUCUACUGUAAGUUUGAAGCGAUAGCAAAAAGUUCUACAACUAUCUGAAUACGUGAAAACAAUCGAUCUUCCAUCCUUUUAAUCUUUAAUCUGUAUAAAUUAUAUCUUUAACAAUAAUUUAGAAAACUAAAGGAAAAAACACGACACGAAUCUCAUGGCUUUAACUCUUUCAUCCUUUUUUAUGUUUGCUGCUUGUUUAUUUGUACCGUUGAAACUCAGUUUAGUAAAGGAACAAAAAAGAAGUAUAAUUAAAGAGGGGAUUAAUUACUCAAACUAAUUAACAUUUAGAAAAAAAAGGAAAAGAAGAAGAAGAAGAAGUCGAAGCUGCGGAAACGCUAGUUGAAAUUGAUAACGAUAAUCUGCUUCAACCUCCCCUCUCCUUUACUCUCCCCCGAAUCGUUGCAUUUAUUAUUCAGUUACUUUAUUAUACAAUAUUAUUAUUAUUAACGACGACGACGAGGACGACGAUCAUGAUGAUGAUGAUGAUAAUUGAUGAUGAGUGUUUGUUCGUUCUUUUUUCUUUCGGCUAAAUCCGACACGGCAAGCAACCGGAAGUGAACAAUUACUAAAAAUAAAAACUCAAAGUUAGUUGUGAAAAAUAAAAUUUAAAACAAAUAA
Messenger RNA from Wyeomyia smithii (pitcher-plant mosquito), 6795 nucleotides. It is a transcript of the gene ovo, whose product is annotated as transcriptional regulator ovo. Gene Ontology annotation, molecular function: RNA polymerase II cis-regulatory region sequence-specific DNA binding; DNA-binding transcription factor activity, RNA polymerase II-specific. NCBI's taxonomy places the organism in Eukaryota, Metazoa, Arthropoda, Insecta, Diptera, Culicidae. The transcript is spliced from 4 exons. Gene Ontology annotation, cellular component: nucleus. The record is from RefSeq and is a predicted model, not a curated record. The coding region runs from base 773 to 3931 and encodes 1052 amino acids. Gene Ontology annotation, biological process: regulation of transcription by RNA polymerase II; epidermal cell differentiation.